This is a messenger RNA of Nicotiana attenuata, 1289 nucleotides long. Its product is annotated as probable enoyl-CoA hydratase 2, mitochondrial. NCBI's taxonomy places the organism in Eukaryota, Viridiplantae, Streptophyta, Magnoliopsida, Solanales, Solanaceae. Gene Ontology annotation, molecular function: enoyl-CoA hydratase activity. The transcript is spliced from 8 exons. Bases 165 to 1124 code for a protein of 319 amino acids. Gene Ontology annotation, cellular component: mitochondrion. The record is from RefSeq and is a predicted model, not a curated record. Gene Ontology annotation, biological process: fatty acid beta-oxidation.
CCAAUCAGUUAGAUAGAAGAUAGGUCUUCCUAAUUUUUUUUUAAAAUAUCAGUUACGUAGGUAGUACUAGUAUUAAAGGUUAAAAGAAGAAAGUAAUCAUUUGUUUGAACCAAAAUAAUCGAGAAGCUAUAUCUCUGUAUUUCAAAUCAUUGAUUUCUCCAGAAAUGGUAGUUGCAUUUGUGGCCGUAGCUAAGUCAAUCGGGCAACAAUGCUUGAAGCGAUCAAAACCCUAUUCCCACUCUUACUUCUCCAGCUAUGUUUGUUCCUCAAAUUCGAAGUAUGGAGUCUCAAAAUGGCAAUUUCAGAGUCAUAGAACUCUAAUCUUACAGUCGGCUUCUGAAUCCGUCAAAUUAGAAAGACUCUCCGAUUCCGAUUCCGGGAUUUUGGAGGUUAUAUUGGAUAGGCCCGAAGCGAGAAAUGCAUUAGGGAAGGAUAUGUUAAGAGGAUUACAGCAAGCGUUUGAAGCCGUGAGUAAUGAACGUUCAGCAAAUGUUUUGAUGAUCUGCAGUUCGGUUCCCAAAGUGUUUUGUGCUGGAGCUGAUUUGAAGGAACGAAAAACUAUGAUUCUUUCUGAAGUCCAGGAUUUUGUAAGCACUUUGAGAUCAACUUUUUCCUUUUUGGAGGGUCUUCGUAUUCCUACAAUUGCUGCCAUUGAAGGUAUAGCAUUGGGUGGGGGACUUGAAAUGGCGAUGUCUUGUGAUAUCCGGAUAUGUGGUGAAGAUGCAGUGCUGGGCUUGCCAGAAACAGGACUUGCUAUAAUACCAGGAGCAGGAGGAACGCAACGGCUUCCUAGAUUGGUUGGAAAAUCAAUUGCAAAAGAUAUAAUCUUUACUGGCCGAAAGAUAAGUGGGAAAGAUGCUGUAUCAAUAGGGCUUGUCAAUUACUGUGUUCCUGCUGGCGAGGCUCGUCUCAAGGCACUUGAACUUGCUAGGGAUAUUAAUCAGAAGGGUCCGGUGGCGUUAAAGAUGGCAAAAUGCGCUAUUGACAAAGGAGUGGAGCUAGAUAUGGAGUCAGCCUUAGCUUUAGAGUGGGAUUGCUAUGAACAACUGUUAGACACAAAAGAUAGGUUAGAAGGCCUUGCUGCAUUUGCUGAGAGGAGAAAACCUAGGUAUAAGGGUGAAUGAAAAGAUUAUAGUGCACCCGAUAGAUAAACUGACCAUUCACAACGGAAACCAAAACAAGUACUAUUUAUAUGUGAUCUAAUUCAUCAUGGCUCAGUGUUGUCCGUCUGUGUAUGUGCUUGUGUAAACUUUGUUUUAUGUAAAGGGUUAAUAAAGCCGUUCCAACUA